This is a messenger RNA of Selaginella moellendorffii, 1433 nucleotides long. Its product is annotated as glucan endo-1,3-beta-glucosidase 6. Gene Ontology annotation, cellular component: plasma membrane. NCBI's taxonomy places the organism in Eukaryota, Viridiplantae, Streptophyta, Lycopodiopsida, Selaginellales, Selaginellaceae. The record is from RefSeq and is a predicted model, not a curated record. Gene Ontology annotation, molecular function: hydrolase activity, hydrolyzing O-glycosyl compounds. The coding region runs from base 1 to 1377 and encodes 458 amino acids. Gene Ontology annotation, biological process: carbohydrate metabolic process. The transcript is spliced from 2 exons.
AUGUUGGUCCGGCUGGACUUCUCGACAACGCUGUCGCUACUGCUGCUGCUGCUGCUAGUUGGAUCAAGUCGAGCUCAGGUUGGUGUCAACUGGGGAACGCAGGUAUCUCACCCCCUCCACGCGCCGAGCGUUGUCAAAAUGCUCCAGAAGAACAGCUUCACGAGAGUGAAGAUGUUUGACACGGACGCCUCCGUCCUCCACGCACUGGCAGGCUCCAACAUCGAAGUCAUGGUUGGAAUUCCCAACACCAUGCUGGAGACGCUGUCCUCGAGCAUGCACGCUGCUCGCAACUGGGUGGAGAGCAACGUAACUUGGUACCUCAAAUACGUCGCUGUUGGCGAGGAACCACUACACGAUGUGAGACUCGACGCUGUUAUUGGAGCAGUGAAGAACAUCCGGGCUGCGCUCGACAAGCAGACAAGAACCAGAGAUAUCAAAACCACCAUUCCCUUCAGCGCUGGCAUCGUUACCUCGAACUCCUUCACACCCUCCACUGGAAAUUUCAUCCGCCCCGACGAGAUGAAGACCAUCUUGGAGCUUCUCUCCGACUCAAAGUCGCCUUUCACCGUCAACAUCCACCCCUUCAUCAGCUCGGUGAACGAUCCAUCCUUUCCCCUCGAUUUUGCCUUCUUCGAUGGCGAUUUCCCAUUUCAACAGGACCAAGGCAACAACUACACCAACGCCUUCGACGCCAUCUUCGACACUGUGGUGUCGGCUCUGAAACAAGCCGGCUUCCCGGACAUGCCAAUCAUCGUCGGAGGAACCGGAUGGCCGACCGACUGCAACCUUCAGGCGAAUCCGCAAAACGCUAAGCGAUUCAACCAAGGCCUGGUGAAGCGGAUUGAAAGCUCCAGAGGUACCCCGCUGAGGCCCGGCAAACUCCACGCAUAUAUCUUCAGCCUGGUGGAUGAAGACCGCAAGAAACCAGGCUACGAGCGGCACUGGGGGAUCUUCCAGUACGAUGGAACUCGCAAGUAUGACCUUACGCUGUUGGGUGCCAGAGAGCUGGAGAACGUCCCAGACGUCGAGUACAUGCCUGCGAGGUGGUGCGUCUCAAACGACGCCACGGACGGGCUGGAGCAGAGGAUCAAUGCCACUUGCCAGCAAGUAGACUGCAGUCCUCUCCUCGAAGGUGGCUCUUGCAACUUUCUCACCGUGAGCGAGCGAGCGAGCUAUGCUUUCAACAGCAACUAUCAGCUCAAUGACCAGGCCACCAGCAGCUGUGAUCCCGAGUUUGGCAGAGUCGUAAGGGAUGAUCCGAGCCACGGGAACUGUCGAUUCAUGCGGCAGAUCGUUGUCAAUAGCGCUGAGAGGGAGAGGCUUUGUAGAAAUGUGUUGGCGUUCGUGUGGUUGACGUUGUCGAUGCUUUUCAUCUGACCACCGCGCUCGUAUAGAUUGUCUAGCUGAAUCUUACCUCUUCCAUGCUUUGUCUA